This is a messenger RNA of Solanum pennellii, 1420 nucleotides long. RefSeq names its product tetraspanin-7-like. The transcript has 2 exons. The record is from RefSeq and is a predicted model, not a curated record. Gene Ontology annotation, cellular component: plasma membrane; plasmodesma. Gene Ontology annotation, biological process: auxin-activated signaling pathway. Lineage: Eukaryota; Viridiplantae; Streptophyta; Magnoliopsida; Solanales; Solanaceae. Bases 141 to 998 code for a protein of 285 amino acids.
CAUACAUGAAAAAGAAAUUGUGAUCAGAUUUCUGGGGGUUUUACUUAAUUCUGUUGACCCACUAGAGGUCUGAUCUAUUAUAACAUACUUAUUUCUCCUUUUCUAACACACAAAAAAAAAAAAAAACAUACGUCACAAAAAUGUUUCGUUGUAGCAAUUGUUUCAUCACAUUGCUUAAUUUUAUCACAUUGGUGGCUGCAGCAAUGUUGAUAUUGAUGUCCAUGUCGUUUGGUAAUAACACGAACCAGACUACGUGCCAGAAAGUUGUUCAACAACCUAUGAUGAUAUUAGGGGUAGUCCUUUUGAUAAUUUCUUUGAUGGGAAUUGUAGGGGCAGCGUGCCACGUAUCAUUUUUGUUGUGGAUAUAUUUGUUCAUGUUGUUCUGCAUCAUUACAGGGAUGAUUAUUUAUUCUUUGUUCAGCCUGUUUUUCACAUUGUCACAUUUGGAAAAUAAAAGCCAUGGAAAAUCUGACCAUGAAAAAAGUGACUGGGAAGAUAAGUUUCAAGAAUAUUCACAAUGGAUGAAAAAUGUUGUGCCUGAUGAAAAACAAUGGGAUAAGAUUAAGAGUUGUAUGAUUGAUGCUAAAAUGUGUAAAUACAUUCCAGCAGACAGAACUGAGGAUUAUUACAAAACUAAGCUCCUCAAGAUUCAGUCUGGUUGUUGCAUACCACCGGCGUAUUGCCACUUCCAGUUCCAAAAUGCAUCGACUUGGAUAGUGCCGAAAGGAGGGGCAGUAGAUGGAGAUGCUGACUGCAAGGCAUGGAGCAACGAACCAAACCUCAUGUGCUACAACUGCAAUGCAUGCAAGAAAUCUACCUUUGACAGCAUCAAAGAAUCUUCCGCGCAUACCUCUCUUAUAAGCCUAAUCAUCUUCAUUAUUCUCUCCAUUAUUUACUCUAUUGGCUGUUGUGCUCUUACCAAUAACAGUUACAGAGAAAGAGCAUACGGCUACAAUGGCUACAGACCGUAUGGUCCUGGACCUUACGGUUAUCCAUGAUUCAUAUAUCAUAUACCACAAUUUUUUGAUUCAUUCAAAAGCCUCCGUAUAGAUAAUUAGUAGUAAAAUACUUGCUUGCAUAGACUCUUCACUUUUCUUCAGGAGAAUCUGACAUGCAGAUAUUUUUUAUGAGUCUGAGCAACAUAAGUAUCUUGUCUAUUGUGGACUCACAGUUUCUUGUUAUAAUAUUUGUCAUCACUUUAUUAGAUUGUUGGGCUGUUUGGUUUUUCUUGCUAUGUCAAGAAUUUUAUAUCAUUGUAUAAUUUGUAAUGCUAGUACCUACUGAAGUGAAAAUAAUAAGGAUACUUCAAGAGUUUCACAUUCAAAGUACUAUUGCAAUAGUGACUCUUAGAGGUUGUUAGAAUUAUGUUUUCAACUGUAGUAACUCUAUUUUUUCAAUAAUUCCUACUUAAAGUUUAUUA